Molecule: messenger RNA, 711 nt
Organism: Amphibalanus amphitrite
Lineage: Eukaryota; Metazoa; Arthropoda; Thecostraca; Balanomorpha; Balanidae
Exons: 2
Coding region: 1-711 (236 amino acids)
Source: RefSeq, a predicted model, not a curated record
AUGCGACUGAUGCGUUACAACGCAACAGCGGUGUUCAUUCCAGGGAAGCAGCACCUGGUACCUGACUUCCUCUCGCGUCAUCCACUCCAGAAGCACGAUGCGAUCGGCGCUGUGCUACAGGAAGACGUCCACAACUUCUGCAAGAGGGUCUUCGAUGACCUGCCCGCCACACCGCAGCGUCUGGUGGAGAUCAGCAGGGCACAACAGGCAGAUGAAAUCCUCCAGCGCGUGGUUCAGCAGACUCUCUCUGGCUGGAAGGAGGGAGCAAAGCACUCCGACAUGCUGGACUACUUCGCCGCGCGUGGAGAAAUCAGCGUUCUCUACCUGACAAGCGGCACACUGCUGAUGUACGGCCGCCGCAUCAUCAUACCGCCUAGUCUGCGUGAAGAGAUGCUCAACCGUCUACAUGACGACGGUCACUUCGGGCUCAACAAGUGCCGCCAGCGAGCAGCAGAAUCCGUCUGGUGGCCCAAGAUAAGCAUCGACUUGAAGCGCCACGUCGAGCACUGCGCGUUCUGCCAAGUGCACGCGCCCUCCCAGCACGCUGAGCCACUGGUAACGACUCCAACGCCGUCAAGACCGUGGACUCACAUCGCAGCAGACAUCUUCCACUUCAACAACAGCAACUGGCUCGUGACUGUGGACCUGUUCAGCAGAACUACCGAACAACGGCUGUGGAAGCCACUGGAUACUCCCCAGCCCGCCUUCUGA